AUGGAGAAUCACACGGCAGUGACUGAGUUUAUUCUGAUGGGGCUCUCCAGUGACCCACAGGUCCAGAUGUUCCUCUUCCUGGUGUUUUUGGUUAUUUACCUGAUCACCCUUCUGGGGAACAUGCUGAUCAUAUUGGUGAUAUGGGCAGACCCCCACUUACACACACCCAUGUAUUUCUUCUUGAGUAACUUGUCCUUUGUCGAUAUCUGCUAUUCCUCAGUUACUGUCCCAGAGAUGCUGGUGAAUUUCCUCGCAGUGCAGAAAACUAUUUCUAUCAACAGCUGCCUCGUCUGCUGCCUCGUCCAGAUGUUCUUCUUUCUGGCAUCAGGCACCAGCAUGACAGAGAUCUUCAUGCUCUCUGCCAUGGCAUACGAUCGCUACGAAGCCAUAUGUCACCCUUUGACCUACAUACAAAACAUGAGCAAAGAGGUGUGUAUCCAGCUAGCCGGAGGGGCUUGGAAAAUUGGGUUUACUGUUGCAUUGGUCAACACCCUUCUCAUCCUAAGAGUGCACUUCUGCCAGGUCAACAAAAUCAAUCAUUUUUGUUGUGAAAUCCCCACAGUUCUGCAUAUCGCCUGCAGUGACACCAUGGUCAAUGAGGUGGUGGUUCUCACCUCCAGUGUUUUUGUGGGACUGGCUUCCUCCUCUGUGAUCAUUGUCUCUUAUGGUCUCAUAAUCUCCUCAAUCCUCAGAAUCCGCUCCACGGAGGGGCGGCGCAAGGCCUUUUCCACUUGCGGAUCCCAUCUGACUGUGGUUCUGUUCUUCUACGGAACAGCUUUUUGCAAGUACCUGAGACCAGCCUCGGGGGCCUCCUUCGAAAAGCUAGUCACGGUGCAAUACAGCAUUGUAACGCCGAUGCUAAACCCCAUCAUUUACAGCCUGAAAAACAAAGAGGUACACACCGCCCUGCGGAAAGUCCUAGGCAAAGGCCUAUGUUUUCCAAGCACAAUGGUUCCGAAAUAAUUAUUCAAUAAAGGUGCAGCCACACAAUAAACCCAUGGUUCUGUUUAUCUUUAUGAGUUUUGCAUCGUAAAAAUGAAAACUUUCAUCACGGGAAAUUCUA
Messenger RNA from Pelodiscus sinensis (Chinese soft-shelled turtle), 1063 nucleotides. The record is from RefSeq and is a predicted model, not a curated record. NCBI's taxonomy places the organism in Eukaryota, Metazoa, Chordata, Testudines, Trionychidae.